This is a messenger RNA of Plutella xylostella (diamondback moth), 2709 nucleotides long. It is a transcript of the gene Arp10, whose product is annotated as Actin-related protein 10. NCBI's taxonomy places the organism in Eukaryota, Metazoa, Arthropoda, Insecta, Lepidoptera, Plutellidae. The record is from RefSeq and is a predicted model, not a curated record.
UGUGAUGUCAUCGGUGACGGCGACCGACGGCAAGCAAGUCAAAAAUUUGUUCAAGAUUUUGUUUUGAAAUUUUGUAGUUAAUUUUAUUAUUUUCUACCGCUAAACAACAUAAAAAUUAUAAUUGCGACUACCUAAAAAAGCGGUAUAGUGUUAGUUCAAAAUGAUGCCCUUAUACGAGGGCAUAGCCCUCAUACAAGAAAAGCAAGCUGUGGUUUUGGAUUUAGGAUCCGAGUACACAAAGUUCGGGUUCACGGGGGAGCCGGCGCCGCGCUGCAUCGUGCGCUCGCAGUUCUGGAGCGCCGCCGAGCGCCGCAUGAAGUGCGUGCUGGACUACUCCACCGCGGAGGAGCUGUACGAGAACCUCGUGCACAUGCUGCACCUGCUGUACUUCAGGCACGUGCUGGUGAACCCGAAGGAGCGGCGCGUGGUGGUGGUGGAGUCGCUGCUGAGCCCCACGCUGUUCCGGGACACGCUCGCCAAGGUGCUGUUCGAGCAUUAUGAGGUGGGCGGCGUGGUGUGGGCGGACGCGGCGCGGCUGGCGGCGCUGACGCUGGGCGUCCCCUGCGCGCUCGUCGUGGAUAUCGGCUAUCGCGAGGCCGAGGUCACUGCCGUCUUACACUCGGUGCCAUUGAUCCCGGCGCUGCAGUGGGCGGCGCGGGGGGCGGGCGCGGUGCGGGGGGAGCUGCGCGCGCGCCUCGACAGAGACAACGGCGAGGAGUUGGGGCUCAGUGAUGAGGUGCUGGAGGAUAUACACGUGAAGACACUGUUUGUUGCUGACCGCGAGCGCGCGUGCCAGUGGGACUCCCCCUCCCCGCCCGCCCCCGCGCCGUCAGUGCAGUACCCGGUCGCGGGAAGGGCCGCCAUCACUGUGUCAGGCGAGACCCGGGAGCGCUCGGCCGAGGUGCUGUUCCAGCGCGACGGCGACAUGACCUCGCUGCCUGACCUGGUGCUGACCUGCAUCAUGAAGUGUCCGAUCGACGGGCGCCGCCCCCUCGCGGAGAACAUCCUGGUGACCGGGGGCGGCGCGGCGCUGCCCGGCCUGCGCGCCCGGCUCGCACAGGAGCUGCGGUAUCUACUCACACAGCCACCCUACAACACGUCUCUCAAGGUGCCUCUGAUCAAGUUCCACCGCGCGGCGUCCCACGAGAACUGCGUGGCGUGGAGCGGCGGCGCGGCGCUGGCGGGGGACGCCCUCGCGGCGCGCGCCGUGCGCUCCCCGCGCCCCGACUGGCCCAGCCUCACGCACACGCACGGAUGAACACCUGAUGAUGAUGAUGAUGAUGAUGAUGAUACACGAGUUAACAACACACACACACACAGUCAUGCAGGUGGCGCCACUAUAGCUUUAACCUCUUUUGCGAUUGGUUGAUUCGCCAUUUUGUAACUGUAGGUACUUAUAUUUUGUAAAAUAUAACAUGAGUUCUGUGACACCUGUCGAAUACAUAAUUAUAUAUUUUGUAAAAUAUAGCAUAUGUCCUGUGACAGCUGUCAAAUACAGAUGUCAUACAUUUUAUCUGUCAUUUGUUUGUUUUCAAAAGCAAAACCAACUGUAUUUACUAGGCAUAAGGAUAUAAUAUGUCAAUCAAACUUCAUAUGGCUCAUGCAAAGUUUUACAAAGUAGGUGUAAAACGUGUAACACGCGCUAUAUACACAGAUUUAUGACACACACACACACACACUCUUGUUUAUCUAAGUUGAGCACUCCCGACAAACGUAUGGAAUGUAUAAAUUAUUAGUACGACUGCAAAGAGUAAGCAAAACAGUAUUGAAUACUAAAGGUUAUUGAUUCUGUUCUACCGUUUUGUAGCAACAAUGCCACAGAAGUUUACAUACUUGCAUUUUUAUUCAGGCGCAAUGAGAGCUUUAUGCAGAUGGCGCCACUUUUGCUUCGGCAGCCAUUUUGUAAACUGUAUAGGUACUCUGUUUUCAGGAACAAUGUGCGUGCUUCACACUUAACUAAAUAUAGUAUUUAUUAUUAUUUUAAUAUUAAUAAAUAAUUAUUAAUUUAAUUGUAAGGAAAAUAUUUAUAAAACCUUUUCUAUGUAAUAAAUAAACAAAUUUCAAACUAACUUACUGCUUUUUUAUUUUGAAAGGAAGCCUGCACCACUGCCUCAAUGCCACCGUGUAGCGUGUAGGUCUCUAAGGUGUUGGUAUUCUCAUGGAAGUAAUAAGUACUUACGUAUUACGUCCAUGGGUAUUUUCUACAACUCUACAAUUAUUAGAUUUUUCUAUAUCUUUGCUUGUUCUAUGGCGAGAGUGGUAGGAAAUGGGUAUCUAGUAUCUAGGAAUCAGUGAAGUUGUUAUUCUGAGGGGACGAGGAACUCGACUCCUUAGUCUAUUGCAGCGACAGCUGUUGCUAUGUCAAAUUAGUGUUUGUGUAUGUUUUUGUUUACAUUUUGUUAUAUGUACAAUUAUCAAACUAAUUCCUAAAUGAAUCAGGCAUUGAAACCCCAAUUAUGUUAUUCCUAUUUACACAUCAUUAGAAAACCUUACAUAUCCGCCCCACCCUUGCCCCCGGCGGCCAUGUUGCCCCCCCGCGCCCCGGUGACGUCACGCAUCCCCUUGCCCCAGGUGACGUCACUUGCCCCGUCGCCUCUCGUGACGUCACGCCGCCGCUGCUGCGUCGGCUGUCUCGCCAAGUUCCUCGACUCCUUCUUCACUCAUUACUUGUGAUGUUGAUCUGUUGAGUACAGUGGUUGUUUGUUUGUA